Molecule: messenger RNA, 1818 nt
Organism: Microplitis mediator
Lineage: Eukaryota; Metazoa; Arthropoda; Insecta; Hymenoptera; Braconidae
Exons: 5
Coding region: 169-1818 (549 amino acids)
Biological process (GO): microtubule-based movement
Molecular function (GO): microtubule binding; microtubule motor activity; ATP binding
Source: RefSeq, a predicted model, not a curated record
AUUUCCUGGUAGUGACUUAAUAGGUGUUACUAAUCUGGAGCGCUUUGUCUCUGCAGUCUGCAAAAAAUUUUUAAAUUUUUAUUCUUUUUGAGAAAAACCGCCAUUACAAUUUUGCCGCAAUUAUCUAAAAACUGUAUUAUUAUCCUUUUUAAUUAUAAUAAUUGAGAAAUGGAUAAAUUAUUAGCAGUUCCGUCCACUAGUGGCAUGGCUCAGCAGCCACCGAGGUCGCGAUCGAGGUCUCCCAGUCCACACUGUCCGCACCGGCCAAAAGACAAAUUCAUCACAAUCUUCCAGACAUUCGAAAAUGCAUUCCAGGACGGAAUGCAUUUACAAAAAGUCGGAGAGAGGACGUUGAAAUACAACAAUACAAACAUCGAAGUUGAUUGUAUUUCAACGUCACCAAACCAGUCCCUGGAAUAUAUAAAAAAACAAAACAAAAAAGGAACCUGCGUCAUUUUGUUUGGGCGUAGUGGCGCAGGUAAAACGGCAUCCUUGGUUGGAUAUGGGCAGUUCGGAGGGAUGAUUCGGGAGUACCAUGGAGGUUGCCCAGAUAACUUGGAAUUAAGAGCACUAGAAGUAAGAAAUAGGACGGGCCGUGAUUUAGUCGCCCUGGAGGAUCCCUGGACGAACGUCGAGAGGCUGGAUUGGGGGAGAGUCGAGGCUGGCCGUAUUGAAGACCUCAAUCGAGUGAUGAAGGCGCGGACAACAAUAAAAACCGGCCUGAACGCUAGAUCGUCCAGGACGAUUUUAUACGUCGAAGUGACUAAUGUCCAGACUCAAGAUCGAGUCUUCUUCAUCGACAUGCCCGGGUCACAAGGAGCGGAUGCUGCAGAUGCUGCAACUCUGACAACUGCAGAAAAAGAUCUCGUGAGCUCUACUCGGCGAACUUUCGUCAACGACCUCAGUUCAUUCAAACACUAUAUUAUCGAUUAUAAUAUCCCUCUGUCCGGCACACCAUAUUUGAAUGAGCUGAGGCGGCGGAUUUACGGUGACCGUACAAACGUUUCGAAUUCGAACAUGUUUCUUGUCGUUUGUGCGUCGUCACCGCUGAAUGAAGCCAAUACGAUGGAGGUCGGUAAUCUAUUGCGGGACAUUAGCUUACAACGGGACCCAAAUUUACAGCGGGGUUCUAACCGAUCUCCAUCCCCGAACAUCAAUGCUGGAGAGCCGAGUAGAGACUCGUUAAUGCGGGCCAACCAAGAACUCCGGGCUGAGAAUGAGCGCCUUCGCCUAGAGCUCAAUAGACUGCGCCUGGAAAAUGAAGAUCUUAGGCGAAGGCUAUCAGAUCACGAACAAGAGCGAGUGUUGGAUGGUGUUGAGCACGAAGUUGCGGCGGAAGCAGAAGUGGAGGCAGAAGUGGCAGUAGCAGCUGGUGUGGCGAGGGCAGAAGAGGAAGAAGAAGUGUCAGAUGAACAAGAGAACGAUGAUGAAGAUAAUGAAGAUGAUGAAGAUAAUGAAGAGGAAUCCGAUGACGAUGAUUCUUUUCUUGGCGUGCCUGGUUUAUUAAGACCAGAGUUUUUAUUCAAAGGUACCUGGUAUGCCGUAGACCAGCCUGCAAACUAUAACAGCAUCGACUGGAAUGCGACCAUCUUGCAGGUUGGUCCUACGGAUUAUAAGUGCCUUCGAUGUAAGAAAACAUUCUGGAAAUGCCGCAUCCGACCACACGUCUGGUUUGCGGAGUUGAAAGGGAAGGUACUGUGCAAAAUAUGCAAUCAACCCUUUGCACAUUUACAGUACCUUCAUGAACAACACCGCAAAAACUGCAAAGGGCAGAAGCUCAAGCCAGGACGUCCCAAGAAAAGAAGAAACAAUAAAUAA